Molecule: messenger RNA, 1644 nt
Organism: Elephantulus edwardii (Cape elephant shrew)
Lineage: Eukaryota; Metazoa; Chordata; Mammalia; Macroscelidea; Macroscelididae
Gene: PGLYRP2
Product: peptidoglycan recognition protein 2
Exons: 5
Coding region: 1-1644 (547 amino acids)
Biological process (GO): peptidoglycan catabolic process; defense response to Gram-positive bacterium; detection of bacterium
Molecular function (GO): N-acetylmuramoyl-L-alanine amidase activity; peptidoglycan binding; zinc ion binding
Source: RefSeq, a predicted model, not a curated record
AUGGUGGCCCACGGUGUCCUCUGGAUCCUGCUUGGAUUCCUGCUAUGGCCGGAGCCGGGGACAGCCUCCCUGCCCCUGCUCAUGGACUUUGUCAUCCAGGCCCUGGGUGAGCUGGAGAAGAAGGCACCUGAGGCUGCUAUGAGCCCCAAGUCUGCCCCAUGGUUGCUGUUAGCCCAGGACAUGGACCCCCAUGAGCCCCUCCACCACUUCCUGAUGGAAGGGCAGGGCUUCAGAGACAGUGAGCUGAAUCCCCACCUGCUGAGCCCAGAGCUUCGCGGCCUAAUGGAGAAAGUUGUCCAACAUAGUGUCCAGGGCGGUCAGGAGUACGGGGUGGUGCUGGCCCCUGAUGGUUCGACUGUGGCCAUGCAGCCACUACUCACAGGGCUAAAGGCAGGGCUGCAGGGGCACAGGAUGGUGAACUUGACCUUAAAUAGCACAGAACCCGCUCGAGGUGUUGGCGUUAUAACCCCAGGGGUAAGAGCCACCAUCCCAGGACACAGAGUGGCCUCACUAGAUGUCACCUCUCGGAAUGCAGAAGCCCACAUAUCAGAUACCAGAGUCACAUCUCUCACUAGUGUGGACAGCCUCCUGGUGGUCACCCUGGCCAGGGACCUGGGCCUUGCCUUUCUCCAGAACCACGCUGGCUGGGGAACAGAAGGCUGCUGGAACAAGCUUGAUGCCCCCCAGAACUUCACCCUCCUGGACCCCGAAGCCUCACCUCUCACCACAGCCUUCCUCAAUGGUGCCCUGGAUGGGGUUCUCCUGGGAGACUAUCUGAGUAGGACCCCUGAGCCCCGGCCACCUCUCAGCCUCCUGCUUAGCCAGUACUAUGGAGAUGGUGUGGCCCAGGAACCAGGACUCCGAAGCAACUUCCGGCGACAGAAUGGGGCUGUUUUGACCUCUGCCUCAACCCUAGCCCAGCAAGUGUUGGGAGCACUCCUCCUGUUACAGGAACUGGAGCCUGCACACCCCCAAGUGCAGGGCAUGAGUCACGAUCAGCUGGCUCAAGUGGCUAGCAAGGCCACCAAGGAAUUCACUGAGGCUUUUCUAGAAUGCCCCGCCAUACACCCCCGCUGCCGCUGGGACGCGGCUCCAUAUAGGGGCCAACCGACGCCGCUGAAACUGCCGCUUGGCUUCUUGUAUGUGCACCACACAUACAUACCCACGCCUCCCUGCACCAGCUUCCAGCGCUGUGCGGGCGACAUGCGCUACAUGCAGAGGUACCACCAGGACACGCGCGGCUGGGACGACAUCGGCUACAGUUUCGUGGUGGGCUCAGACGGCUACGUGUACGAGGGCCGCGGCUGGUUCCACGUGGGCGCUCACACGCGCGGCUACAAUUCCCGCGGCUUCGGGGUGGCCAUCGUGGGCAACUACACGGCGGACCUGCCCACCGAGGCCGCGCUGCGCACCGUGCGCGACGAGCUCCCGCGCUGCGCGCUGCGCGCCGGCUACCUGCACCCAGACUACAAGAUGCUGGGCCACCGCCAGCUCGUGAGCACAGAGUGUCCUGGUGACGCUCUCUUCAACCUGCUGCGCACGUGGCCGCGCUUCGCCCCGGAUAUCAAGCAAAGAACUGCCAGGAGGGCUUCUCGGAGGUCCAGGAGGGAGCCAUCCCCAAAACUGCCAGCUGCAGACUCCUAA